Paramormyrops kingsleyae is the source of this 4109-nucleotide messenger RNA. The record is from RefSeq and is a predicted model, not a curated record. NCBI's taxonomy places the organism in Eukaryota, Metazoa, Chordata, Actinopteri, Osteoglossiformes, Mormyridae.
GUUUAUGGUUUCCCUGGGAGCGUUAUAAACAUUCAAGCUGUUGAGUGGGUACUAUACAAUUAUAUUAGGCAGACACCUCGAUUACCAGAAAACAUCGUACUUCGUAGCUAUCGAAAUUAAGUUACACCUGAACGAACAGGGCGAUGAGUGCCCAUGUCAGUGAUGUGAAGGUUUUCAUUCGGACCAGACCCACUGCCAAUUUUGCGAAAGACCUUAUUCAGUAUUUACCAGAUGGACAGACAGUAAACAUCCAUCUCAGGAAAGGCUCUCGGAAGCGGGUUGUGAAUAACCAGCUGUGCUCCUGGUCAUUCCGGAUGGACCGGGUCUUCCACGAUGUGUCCCAGGAGGAGAUUUAUGCCAGUGUAGCCCACAGCGUGGUGUUGGGGGCACUGGAUGGUUACAAUGGCAACAUCAUGUGUUUUGGCCAAACCGGGGCAGGCAAGACCUACACCAUGACUGGAGCCACCAAGAACUACAAGGAAAGAGGGAUCAUUCCCAGGGCCUUACAGGAGGUGUUCAGGGAAGUGGAGAAGCGCACAAACCACGCCAUCUCUGUGUACCUGUCCUUCCUGGAGAUCUACAAUGAGACACUGGUGGACCUGCUCUCCUCUGUCCCACUUGAGGAGAGCGCAGCGCUUGGAGGCAUGUCCAUUGUGGAAGAGGCUGGGGGUGGUGUGUUUGUGCGAGGACUGUCUCUACACCAGGUUCACAGCGAGGAGGAGGCCCUGAAUUUACUCUUUGAGGGGGAUAUGAACCGGAUCAUAGGAGCUCACACCCUGAAUAGGAACUCGUCUAGAUCUCACUGCAUCCUUUCAAUCCACAUCGAGUCUCGCUCACGAACACUAUCAGAAGCCAAGUAUCUCACCUCCAAGCUGAGCCUGGUGGACUUGGCUGGCUCAGAGAGAUUAGGCAAAACUGGCUCAGAGGGCCAGUUGCUCAAAGAGGCUACUUAUAUCAACAAGUCUCUGUCCUUCCUGGAGCAGGCCAUCCUGGCUCUAGCAGACCGGCGCCGCGAACAUGUGCCUUUCAGGCAGAGCAAGCUAACACAUGCCCUCAAGGACUGUCUGGGGGGAAACUGCAACACGGUGCUGAUGGCAAACAUCUACGGGGAGGCUGCUCAGAUAGAGGAGACGUUGUCCACGCUGCGUUUCGCAGGUAGGAUGAAACGUGUGCAGACGGAGCCGGCCAUCAACGAGCAUGUUGAUCCUGUGAUCCAGGUGAGGAAGCUGCAGAAGGAGGUCGAGCUGCUGAAGCAGGAGCUUUUCAUCCAUGACUCCCUGGCCAAUCGGAUGGGGGUGUCUUAUGACACACUGACGGACAGGCAGGUGGCAGAAAUUCAGCGUCAAGUCCGGCGAUAUCUGGAUGGGACCAGCAAUGAGAUUGACAUCAUAAACAUUAGACAGAUCCAAGAGGUGUUCACGCAGUUCAGACUCGCUCUGCAGCAGCAGGAGCAGAGGUUGAGAUCCCAGCUGACUGAGAAGCAUAGCCUGGUAGAGAAACCUCAGGCCCCAGCUGCUGAAAGCAGCCCCAGGUCCCAGCGUCGAGGACAGAAGGGCCCUGUAGGAGAGGCGGAAGCAGGGGGUUUCGGGGGGGCAGAGAGGCACAAGACCAAACCUAAAAAAGCAAAGGAUGCGAGUGUCGGGAGGAAGGAAGGAGCAGUUAGCCCCGCCUACAGCAAAGAGGCAGACACCGCAGUGCUGGACAGAAGCAACCCCCUCUUGGAGUCCCAGAGGGAUCUCAACUCAGACGAACAGAACCAGGGAUCCCAGGGGAACCUCAGAACAGAUCCCCCUCCCCCAAAAGCAGAGGCCUUCGAGGACUUCAAAGCGGAGCAUGGCAGUGAGAUCGCUCGCAUCCUGAAGGAGAACAAGGCGGUGCUCCGGGAUCGCCAGCGACGACUCAGGGAGUUGACAGAUGGCAUCAACGAGACAAAACGGGAGAUUGACCUCGCCAGUAGCACCCUGCAGCUCCAGCAACAGCGUCAAGCAGGGGCCGUGACCCCCCUAACUCUCCAUGCAGGAAAAUUUGUGACUGUGGAGGGUCAGCCAGUAAUGGAAGAGGAGGAGCUGACGCUGGUACUGAGGCUCCAGGAGCUGAAGGUGCAGUACCGACGGCAACACGAAGAAUUAGGCAGCAGCAGGGCUGAGGUCAACUACUGCCAGCACCUGGUGGACCAGUGCAGGAUCCGUCUACUCAUGGAGUUUGAAAGCUGGUACAACGAGUCCUUCCUGUUUACUGAAGAGGUCCAGGCUGUGCUAAGGGCAGGAGGAUCAAUUCGACCAGGACUGAUCCCAGUAGAAAAGGCCUUAAGUCUGGAGAAUGACAAGCAGGAGCCCUUUGAGCACCUCCGUCGUGAGCUGCUGGCAGACGAACCUGGGGCCCUUCCCUACUACACAGCGCACAACAGGGUGCUGCAGAGGGUAGGUCACCCCACGGGCGCAACCUGCGCACUUCUUGUCUCUCCCAGGCACUCAACAGACUGUCCCCUCCCAUCCACACAGCAAACCUACAGCAGGACCACAAUUCCAACAGUGCUACAGAUGAGGAAUUUGGGAGCCAGAGGAGAACGAGGCAGCCAGUCUAUGACCUAAAAGGGGUGCCAGUCAAGACACAGUGUGGAAGUAUUUCACAAUUUUCGUAGUUGAACGUGGACAAACACGUAAAUCUGACUCCAUGUGUAACUGGCAUGAUCUUACGUUGUGUUAACUGAAUGCACUGCAACUCAAGACUCCUAAUCGAGCUGGUUUAUUCUGUGAAAAGAUGAACACUGCAAUCACAGCACUGUGCGCUUGCGCGGGAAGUUCCAAAAUGAGCAAGUAUAGCAAUAUCAAUUACAGUGUAAAUAUGUACCUGUGAAAAGAUAAACACUGCAAUCACGGCACUCUUCUGGAAAUACAAAAACACUCACUUUACCACACACACACACAACUUGGUGGCUGGCUACUUGUCUAGCAACAUAGCCUACGGGCCGAGGUUCACAGAAUAGAUAUAAUGGAUAUACAGUUGUUCAACCUCACAAAACUUUGUCCAUAUUUAAACUCGUCCAGGUACAUAUACUUUAAUAUAACAAAAUUGUCGACAAAAGUAAGCAAUUUUCUAAAAUGAGACACAAUUAUAAGCAUAACCUACCGCUUGCGCAGGCAGUUCCAAACUGAGGAAAACAUAAAGUGCGUCGUUUUCUUAAAGGCAACUGCCCAGAUAUUUUAAAGUUACAGAACACAAAACCAAAAUGCGCACACAUACAUACAGCUCUGACACAGUGGCAAGUGGAAAUAUUUAUUAUCCAUGUUACACCUGCAAGACAACUGCAGAAGGCUUUUCUUGUAUCCAUUGUUAGCUAAAUGACACAAAAUGGAUAUAUUUAAAAUAUGCCUAUCUACUUUGGAAUGCAAACCGUAGUGUAUGCAGUUUCUCUGGCCACAUGGUUGUUAAAGAAUGGUUGUAUGUCCUGUUUUAUGUGUCCUUCAUUGAACCUUGAACUUCUGGAAUCUGAUUAACUUUGUUCAUAGCAUAUUAUGAAGUUAAAACUGCUGUCGAAAUACAGUAUAACCUUGGAACUCGAACGCCUCAACCAACUUGUUCCUGCUAAAACUUGUACGGGAAUUUUCAUCGUAAUUUUUUAGGCCAGGUGUGUUAACGCAAAUGGACGUUAAACAGGGGACACCUGUAUUAGGUUUUAUAUUGAUUAAUGCUUUUUAUUGGUAGGUAGAUGCAUUUAAAUAGGCAAUCGUUUGGGGGUCUGGAAUGGAUUAAAUUCAUUUGCAUUAUUUCUUAUGGGGAAAAUCAACUUGGAACUCAACCAAAUCACAACUCGACCAGCCUUCUGGAAAUGAAUUGUGUUCCAAGGUACCACUGUAUAAACCUGAUUAGUGUCGGCUAAGGCAUCUUUCAUCUAAUUUAGUGGCUCUCAAAUUUUGGUAAGUAGUGCACUCCCAGGUGGUACCAAAGAAAAGAUUGGUCAAUUUCUUUCUGCAAUUCAGGUUACUGUGAUCUCUCCCCAUGUGGUACUUGCCUGCUUUGGUUUCAUCAUAAGUGAUAUUUGGACCAAAAUGUUUGAGAUCCACUGAUGUGAUAGCUGUACUGCAAUAAACAUUGGUGCAAGAAUCACA